Molecule: messenger RNA, 2917 nt
Organism: Eruca vesicaria subsp. sativa (arugula)
Lineage: Eukaryota; Viridiplantae; Streptophyta; Magnoliopsida; Brassicales; Brassicaceae
Source: the annotation of a GenBank genome assembly
CUUUUGUCCAGAAGAACAGAAAGUAAAAACACACCAUUCAACUAAAGACAGAAGCUUUGUGAUAAAGUUCGGCUUAAGCAUUUCAAAGUAGAAGAGCAUUAAUUCUCUUGACUUUUCUCUAGCAUCUGUUCAUCUUCAAGAUGCUAAGCAGUCUUUGAAAACUUGAAGGUUUGGUAGGAUCUGUUGGAUGCUAUAAAAAAAAAAAAAAAGAGAAUCUUAAGAUAUGGAAGAUGAUGGUGGCAGUGAUGGAGGGGAAGGAAAUGGUGGGUUUUCACCUAAUUCUAGCUUUGGUGAAUUCCCUGAGAUGGCCAUGGAUUUGGAUUUCAUGGACGAGCUCUUGUUUGAUGGCUGUUGGCUAGAGACAACAGAUACUAACGCUAUGAGUGACAAUACUCCAUCUCAAGAAAACUUCUCUAAUGAAGAAAUUACAGAGAGAACGGUGAAUCAAGAACCUCUGAACCAGGUUGCAUUACCAAGUUCUGAGCAAGCAGAAAAGUUUCUACAAGAGGAAGCUGAGGUGGGAAGAAGUUGGUGGAUUGCCCCAAGUGGAAGUGAAGGCCCUUCUUCGUCUGUCAAGGAGAGACUAUUAAGAGCUAUAAGCGGUCUCGAUGAGGCGGUGCCGGAUAAGGACUUCCUUGUGCAGAUAUGGGUGCCAUUUCAGCAGGAAGGAAAGAACUUUCUAACCACUUUGGCUCAGCCACAUUUAUUCAACCAACAAUACUCCAGCCUUGCAAAAUACAGACAUGUUUCAGAGACUUAUAAUUUCCCAGCUGAUGAAGGCUCGACUGAAGUAGGUCUCCCCGGUCGUGUUUUCCUGCAGAAAUUGCCCGAGUGGACUCCUGAUGUACGUUUCUUUAGAAGUGAAGAGUAUCCGCGAAUCAAAGAAGCACAAAAGUGUGAUGUUCGUGGAUCGCUUGCUGUUCCUGUGUUCGAAAGAGGUAGUGGGACUUGUUUGGGUGUUGUUGAGAUCAUCACAACAACUCAGAAGAUGAAUUACCGGCCAGAACUUGAGAAUAUCUGUAAAGCUCUUGAGGCUGUUGAUCUAAGGAGUUCAAGUAACUUGAAAACUCCAAGCACUGAGUUUCUGCAGGUCUAUAGUGAUUUCUACUGCGCUGCAUUACCUGAGAUAUCAGAUUUCUUGGCCUCAGUCUGCAGAUCAUAUGAUUUGCCUCUAGCUUUGUCAUGGGCCCCGUGUAAUCGGCAGGGGAAAGGUGGAUCCCGACAUUCUGAUGAGAACUUUUCUCAGUGCGUUUCGACAAUAGAUUCUGCUUGCUUUGUCCUGGAUGAAGAGAGCAAAUGUUUUCUGGAGGCAUGUUCUGAAUAUCAUCUCCUCCAAGGGGAAGGCAUGGUUGGGAAAGCAUUCGAGGAAACCAAACUGUUUUUCGUGCCUGAAGUCACCAUAUUUAGCAAGACCAACUACGCUCUUGCGCACCACGCUAAAAUAUCUGGACUACACGCUGCUUUAGCAGUCCCGUUAAAGGGCAAAAGUAAUGGUCUGGUCGAGUUUGUGUUGGAGUUCUUCUUUCCAAAAACCUGCAUUGACACUGAAGCAAAACAGGAGAUGCUCAAGUCACUGUCUAGGACUCUGCACCAGGAUUUCAGGAGUUCAAAUCUUGUCAUUGACAAAGAUUUAGAGUUAGAAGUCGUAUUGCCUGAUAGAGAGGGCAUGGUUUGCUCAAAGAACCCACUAACUGGAGCAGAAACCGAAGAGUCUUUGCGAGAAGUUCAUAUGCAAGAGUCCUCUACGAUCUCCCAAAUGAUAAAGGCUAACGAGAAGGGUAAAGAUGUGUCACUUUCGUUGGAAUACCAGAAUGAAGAUCCAAAAGAUGCAUCUAAGCUCUCAUCUGGCUGGGAUAACAGUCAGCUUGAUCCAGUCCUCAGCAAUGUUCCUUCAGAAGCUGAGCAGCUUCAACAUGCAUCAACUUCAGGAGGACUCAAAGUUGACGCUGGUCCAAGUACCGAACCAGCUUUGACUGGUGGUGGAAAUAUGUUAGGGAGUAGAAGACCAGGGGAAAAGAGAAGAUCAAAAACAGAAAAGGUCAUUGGCUUGGAGGUUCUUCAACAAUACUUUGCUGGAAGCCUCAAGGAUGCAGCCAAGAGCAUUGGUGUUUGUCCAACUACCUUGAAAAGGAUAUGCAGGCACCACGGAAUAAUGAGAUGGCCCUCCCGGAAAAUCAAGAAGGUUGGGCAUUCGUUAAAGAAACUGCAAGUCGUUAUGGACUCAGUUCAAGGUGCACAGGGCUCUAUUCCACUCGAUUCAUUCUAUACAAGUUUCCCAGCGUUGAGCUCCCCAAAUAUGUCCAGUAAUGGUCCUUCCUUGAAAAGUAAGGAACAGUUACAGCAGUUGAAUGCUCCAACGUCAGAGGACAAACCAGCACCAAGGUCACCAUCAUCUUCUUGCUCUGGUUCAAGCACCAAUAGUGGAAACACACUGCAGGUUACUGAGGAUGCUGAUGCGGUCUUGAAGAAUGCUCACAGCGAGAUGGCACUGCAUAAUGGGACUCAGGAGGAAACAACAUGUCUCGCCAGAAGCCAGAGCCAAAAAAUAUUCAAGGAGCCUCCUCUUCUUGAAAAUUUACCAGGCAGUAGUAAAAAUAAGAGGUUUAGAGCUGGAGGGGCCAUUAAAGUGAAAGCGACAUUUGGUGAGGCCAGAAUACGGUUUACCUUACCUCCUAGCUGGGGCUACAGAGAGCUAGAGCAAGAGAUUGCUAGGCGUUUCAGCAUAGACGAUGUUUCCUGGUUUGAUCUAAAGUACUUGGAUGAUGAUAAGGAGUUGGUUCUUCUGACAUGUGAAGGGGAUCUCGAGGAAUGUAUUGACAUACAUAGAUCAUCACAGAGCCAAACAAUUAAAAUAAGUCUGCACGACGCUUUUCAAGUCAAACUGGGAAGUUCUUUUGGUAGCACUGGUGCAUCCUGA